AAUGUCCUCCAGAGUCGACAGUCGUGUUCUGGUGUUGGAGCAGCAAGUGAAGAGUUUAUCAGAUGAAUUAAUGCAAUGCCAGGCAGACAAGGAGUUUGUGUGGUCCCUAUGGAAACGCCUCCAAGUGGCAAAUCCAGACUUGACCCAGGCUGUCAGUUUGGUGGUUGAGCGUGAGAAGCACAAAGCUGAGAUAAAGGACAGGAAAGUGCUGGAGAUCCUCCAGUCCAAAGACUACAAGAUACAGGAGCUGGAACAGAAAGUGACAGGGCAGCAGCAGGAGAUUAACAGUUUGGUGCAGAGGACGACGACGGUGGACGAGGAGCGUGCCUUAAUGAAGAAAGAGCUGACAGCUCUGCGGGAAAAACUGGUCAAUAAGAAUCAGGAACUUCAGGAAAUGAAGACGGAGUGUGGGAGGAAAGGGGAGGAGGAGCGGCAGGUGGUGCAGGCUCUGGAGGAGGAGAAAGAGGGAUUAACUUCCCGCUGCGCAGCCCUGCGAGCUGACCUGGAGGAGAAAGAGAGGCAGGCCAACAGCCAGCGAGACCAGAGAGACGCUGCCCAGGCCAGAGUCAAGGAGUUGGAGGAGGAGCUCCAUAACACCUGGCAGGAGUUGUCCAGCCUGCAGAGCUACAGUAGCAGUCUGGAAGGUCAGCUUUCCUCCAAAGAGAGGGAGGUGGCAACAAAAGAGGGGCAACUCAAUCAACUCCGUCGUGAGUUUGCAGAAGUGCAGACUCUGUACAGACAGAGCACAGAGCAUGCAGCAGAGCAGAGCCAUCUGAUCAAGCAACUGGAAGGACUCAACCUCGACACACAGAGAGUCCUGAGGAACCAAGAGGAGGCCCAUACUGCUGACACCACCUCCUAUCAGAGGCUGUACAAGGAGCUGAGUCAGUGCUACCAGGCCCUGGUGUCGAGUGAGGCCAACCUCCGUCAGAGUCACCAGGAGCUCAGCAGCCAGCUGGUUCAGAAAGACCAAGUCAUCCUGCAACUCCAGGCCCAGCUACAGCAGCUAAAACAGCAGGAGCAGGAGCAAAUACAACAGCUACAGGCUCAGCAGACAACCAUCUAUCUGUCACCCAACAGACAAACCAACUUUAAGUUGAUUACCCUGGCAGUUAACAAGGUCACGCCCAGAUGCCAGCUUUCUGAUAAUGCAAUCAGGACUCGUUGGAAAAAAGGUGAUGACAUCCUGUGUGGUUUUCUUCACUACGUGGCCUCCCAGAACUGCACAGUUGUGAAGGCCUGUGUUUGUCAAAAGGCGGUGGUGUCAGAGCAGGCUGAUGCUGCAGCUCAGAGGUCUAGCCCUAACUCUGACCAGGCCUCAACCCAAGGCUCAGAUCCCAGGCCAGAGGGCAGGACCCGUCAACGCAGAUCCACCAGUUCGGUCAGAAGACAGCAGGAUGCACCUGUGCAGCGGUCCAGGUCUCUGUCCCCAGCCAGCAGCGUGGAGCUGGGUGGUAGGAGGAGAAGAGGAGCAGAACAGAGGAUUCAAGACCUUGAGGAGCUGCUGCAACUGAAGAUGGAGGAGAAUGAAGAGCUAAGGAGGGCUCAUGAGAAACGCCGUGAACGCCUUUGUCUGAUUCAGACCAACUACAAGACAGUCAGAGACCAGCUGAAAGAGAUGGAGAAAUCACACGGCCUGCCAGGUGGGAGGAUGCAGCGUGCAGAGCCAUGGCAGCUGAGACAGGAGAACAGUGAUGCGGUGUGGAACGAGCUGGCCUACUUGAAAAACCUCACCAGAAAACUCUCCAUUGAAAAGGCUGGCGUGGAGGAACAGCUGGACCUGCUACGAGUCCAGGCUGCGAUGGACCGGGCCACGGUGAAGGAGCUCCACCUGUGUCUCGCUAAUGAACACCAAGAAUUGCUUCACAAAGUGGUAGAGGAGCGCCAGGUCAAAAGCAGCACUCCAAAAAAGCCUUCUGUUUCUUCAGAGCGAAUGGAGCAGUCAUUUAAAAAGAUUGAGCAGCUGGAGCGGAGGAUGAUGUCCCUGGAGGAGGAGACAGAGAGGCUGAGGGAGGAGAAAGAGCAGCUACUUGAGGCCAACGAAGACUUGGCCCUCAACUGCCACAGACUCCAGGCCUCCCUGGACCACCUGCAGGCCCAGGAAGCUGUUCGUGAAGAGGCAGUCCAGGCCCAGGCCCUGGCCCAGGGGGAGCGGCAUCGCAGCGAGAUCACGGCUCUAGAAGGCCGGCUGGCUGACUCUCAGAAAGAGGCUACCAAGCUUCAUCAUCAGCUGCUGAAGCUAAGACAGGAGGUGGGAAUUCUCAGGGCAGCCAGGGACUUCUAUAGGAACCGUGCCGCAGGACCGGUGCGGGCGGGCGGGAACGCUAGCAACAUUAGCAGCAAGGUCAAAUUCAAGACAACAAGGCUCAGAGGUCCGCUACGGCAGUGCAGCGACCGAACAGUCAGCCCCAAUCAAGCCAUCAGCUGGCAAGGCCGCAGCUCCAGUCCCACUAAGGACGAGUGGGAGGACAUGAGCGUAGAUAGUGACAGUGGUGAGGAGUACUCGGACAGUCUCAACAGUGCGCCCUCAGGGACAGCGCCUCACAGACGACAUGCUAACAGGAAGUCCUACAGGUGUUUGCUGAUCUCACACACAGGAGCUCCAGCAGCACAGUCUCGCAGAAAACAACCCACUGUUCGGGCCCAAGAUGAUAAACAGCAUGAGCCCUGGGAACGAGGGACGAGAGGAGAGAAAAUGGAGGUGGAGGAGGAAGAGGAUGCGAUGAAGACCCAGCACUGCUCCUCCUCUUCUCUGCAGCAGCGCAUAGAGUCCCUGCAGCGUCACAUCGACAUACUGCGAGGUGCCAGGAAAGAUGCUGUACUCUCAGCCAAGGAGCUGCGAAGGGCCAAUGAGAAGAUCACGGCACAGCUCGACUCGCUCACCGAGAAGCUCUGCAGCAGCAAGCAGCUCACACAGAAGCUGACCUCUGACCUGGCUGGUGUGGAGCAGCAGAAAAAGGUUCUGGAGAUGGAGCUGGAGCAGUGGAGGCAGAUCACGUUCCCCCAGCAAACUGCACCACCACCACCACCACCAGAGUGUUCCUGCCAGGGCAAAACCAUACCCGCCCCACCUAACCCUGCCCCCCAAGCCCUGGAAGCUGAGGUCAAACAACUUCAAGCCAAACUUAAGAGUGCAAGUACGGAGGUCACAAGGCAGGUGGCGGCUAACAAAGCCCUCCGAGGCCAACUCCAGGAGAAGGAAGACAAGCUCCGCCAGCUGCAGGACAAGGCGAGCCACACAGAGCGAGAUGUGAACAUGAAGAGGCAGCUGGUGGAGGACCUGAAGACGAGGCUGAAGUUCCUGCAGGAGAUGGAGAAAAGUUACAAGGGACAAAUGGAGGAGCUGGAGAAGAAGGUGAAGACUUUAUCAGAGGAGGCCACCAACAGGAAGGCUCUUAUUGAAUCUCUAAAGAGAAGACUGAGUGUGGCAACCACAGAGAAAAACCAGUACGAGGCCUCCUGUACAAAACUAAAAGAGGACCUGGAAAAAAAGGAGCAGCGUGUGCACGCCCUGCAGGCUCGUCUAGGAGCUGGCGAGCAGGCGCUGGCUGCACUGGAACAGACAGCCACUCAGCAAAUGGAGGGGUUGACCCAGCAGAGCUCCCAAGCCUUGGACAGGCUUCAGAGACAGCUAGGCAUGGCCUACUCCCAGCUGGAGCAGCUUCAUUCUUUCAUCAAGGCCCUGGCCAGUGAAAUACUUUUAGACGUUCAAGAGGUCAAGCAGCAGUUGAUGAAGAGGAGGAGGUUGAGGCAGGCCAACGCUGUGGCAGUAAAGGGCAGCCUCUCAGCCAAGUCUAUGAUCAAAGCCAAGUCCAUCGCUGCCUCCAUCCUCAAUAUGUCAGAGAAUGAUCUUGCCGAUAUAAUGGACACUGAUCAGGGAACAGAGACUCGUUCAGAGAGUCCCAGAGACCAGGAGUGGCUGGACCAACUAAACCACAUCCUGCAGCAGAAGAUCCCCUCUGCCGGCCAGCUAAUGGAGGCUGUGCGCGUGAAGAUGAAGGAGAGGAAAGUGCUGACAGAAGAGCUGGCCACGCUCGCAACACCAGUCAGCGAAAAAGCCUGACUCCCUGGGCUGAGGCUGGGAAAACUGUCAUCCUCUUCUUUUUCUCCCUCCCUCACCGGUUCCUGCUCAGUGGGAGCCGGGCUGAGCCAAGCUGAGCCGGGGCAGCAGAACCAAUAUUUGUGAGAAAAGCGCUGUCGACUCACUCUGGGCCACUGGCGCAACACAGCAGCCCGGCUUUUGUAAAUGAGCCCUCGACAUCUGUGUUAGCGCUCAGUGCACUGCGUCUAUCAGACAGGGCCCUUUAGCGCCAAGCUAAUUUACAGUGCAGCCACUCUCAACGCAGACCUGGGGUGAUAAGGCAAAUGCUUACACUAAUGUUUAAGUUUGACUUUUUUUUUUUAACUCUCUUUUACCUCUCCCCCUAAUUUAUUUGGCACCUGAAGGACCUAAGGGUGCAGGGACUUGACCCAGCAAUGCCAAGUCGACACUUUGAGAAAGUCAAGAGUGCAGCACAGAGAAUAUUCACUGAGAGAGGUUAGAGCCAUUUAUCAGACCUGAUUUCUCUCACAGACUCCAUCCAAUGAUGAGUAUUUAUUUCUCAAGUAAUUUAAGUUUAAAAUGACAUAAACUCAUAUGGUUUCUGCUCUGGAAAUAUUUGUUCUGUUGAUGACUUUAACAGACAAUUAUGCUCAUCAGUCGUUUUCUUAUAAAAUCCUCUUCCUUCAUUUCUAAAUAAAAACUCAUUUCUCUUA
Lates calcarifer (barramundi perch) is the source of this 4755-nucleotide messenger RNA. It is a transcript of the gene cntln, whose product is annotated as centlein, centrosomal protein. Gene Ontology annotation, biological process: centriole-centriole cohesion; protein localization to organelle. The record is from RefSeq and is a predicted model, not a curated record. NCBI's taxonomy places the organism in Eukaryota, Metazoa, Chordata, Actinopteri, Centropomidae. Gene Ontology annotation, cellular component: centriole; centrosome.